UUAUCCGCGCCGUCGAGGACAGGGAGAGGAUCCCAGAAAACUUCAUACGGCGGGCAUACACUCAGCUGAUGCUGGGCCUCCAUCAUUGUCAUCAUGUUUCCCGGCAAGGGCGUAUCGUUCUGCAUAGGGAUAUCAAGCCUGAGAAUGUUUUACUCUCUUCUGAUGGGACCCUCAAAAUCGCUGAUUUUGGACUUUCGCGGACUCUCCGUGAGGCGGAGUCUUCAGCCACUUCCUUUGUAGGUGCUACCUUGCCCCAGAGCUCGCAGGGCGACAGAAGUAUGGACCGAAGGUAGACAUUUUCAGCCUUGGCUGCCUGCUAUUCGAGCUGUGCACUUUGUCGCCACCAGAUCUUCGGGCUCGCGGAGUCCAUAGAGCGUCACGCCUCAUGCUGCCAAUGGAGUAUUCUGUGGAACUGCGUUCCGCUGUGUCAGAGCUUCUGCACCCAGAUCCCGAAAGUUGGCCCUCGACAGCGGAGCUAUUCACACGGACUCACUUUGCCUCAUGGAUAGCGGAUGCUCAAAGGGGAGAAGCCAAGCUUCAGAUGGAGCAACGAAGCCUUGAGC
Molecule: messenger RNA, 563 nt
Organism: Kockovaella imperatae
Lineage: Eukaryota; Fungi; Basidiomycota; Tremellomycetes; Tremellales; Cuniculitremaceae
Exons: 8
Coding region: 69-293 (74 amino acids)
Biological process (GO): protein phosphorylation
Molecular function (GO): protein kinase activity; ATP binding
Source: RefSeq, a predicted model, not a curated record